UCAUUAUCGAUAUACGGUUAAGACACUUCCUGUUAUGUUAAAAACAAAAUGUUGCUGAGGUCGUAUGCAAUUAUUUUACAUUGUGCUAAGCGAAAUCUUAGCAGAUCAUCUUGUCUUUGUGGAAUAAAGUCACGUAAACCUUGGGAUAAAAGAUUCCCAGUAAGGGAAGAAGAUGUUGGUCCUGAUGCUAAAGGAGGAAGUGUUGAAAUGGCCGAAGCCUUACCCGAGCAAAUUGUGGCACCAACGGGCAUUAUUCACAGGGUAACUAAAGAAUUCAUUCACAUCCCUGAGAUGGUACCUGAAUUUAUAGUCCCAGAUUUAACUGGAUUUGAGUUGAAGCCUUAUGUGUCUUAUAAAGCAACAGAAAUAAACCAAGGACCUCUAACUCCAGUAGAAAUUUUCAAUUCAGUUUAUGCCCCAAAGUUAGAGGACGAUUUCAAGGCUGGCAAAGUGAAAGUUGAGAAUGACAAAAUCACACUGGCAGAUGGAAAAGUUAUAAAGAUUAAACAUGAAAGUGCCACGUGACAAUAUAGAUAAUUUUGUUACGAUUUCUUUGCAUUGUGAUCAUCUUUUGUGUAUGUCAUUUAUUUUUAAAUUAAAAAAUACAUACUAAUA
Molecule: messenger RNA, 615 nt
Organism: Biomphalaria glabrata
Lineage: Eukaryota; Metazoa; Mollusca; Gastropoda; Planorbidae
Product: 39S ribosomal protein L41, mitochondrial-like
Exons: 3
Coding region: 49-525 (158 amino acids)
Biological process (GO): translation
Cellular component (GO): mitochondrial large ribosomal subunit
Molecular function (GO): structural constituent of ribosome
Source: RefSeq, a predicted model, not a curated record